AUGGCCUUCAAAUACGUCAUUGUUUGUGCUUCAGCACUUCUCCUCCAGUCUGUGUGCGGUCAAAUCCUGAGCGCCAGCUCUCUUGGCAGUGGAACCGUCAGCUACGGUUCUGGAAGUGCCUACGCCAGCAGUGGUGCAGUCAGCUCACUGGGAUCUGGAAUCGUCAGCGGCAACUCUCUUGGCUCUGGCUUGGUCAGCGGUGGCUCUCUUGGCUCUGGCAUCGUCUCCGGUGGCUCUUUGGUCAGUGGCGGCUCCCUCAGCUCUGGCCUUGUCAGCGGCGGUUCUUCUGGCUUAGUCAGCGGUGGCUCUCUUGGCUCUGGCAUCGUCUCCGGUGGCUCUUUAGUCAGCGGUGGCUCCCUCAGCUCUGGCUUGGUCAGCGGUGGCUCUCUUGGCUCUGGCUUGGUCAGCGGUGGUUCUCUUGGCUCUGGCAUCGUCUCCGGUGGCUCUUUGGUCAGCGGUGGCUCCCUCGGCUCUGGCGUUGUCACCGGUAGCUCUCUCGGUUCUGGCUACACCGUGGCUACUGCCCCCUUAACAGUGACCAGCAUCUCUCCCAUCGCUCCUAGCGGUCUGGCAGUUGCUUCUGAGAACGUCAUCGAAGGAAUUCUCACUGUCAACGGUCAACUGCCGUUCUUGAGCGCUGUGGCCUUCGAAGGCGCCCUGCCCACUUCUGGCUCAGGCGUGGCCACUUGCGGCUGCGGCAGUGGCGAUGUGGCCAUCACCAGUGAAGGCCUGCCCCAGAACUUGGGCAUCCGUUACUAGAAAGUAAUAAUGUUGAUUGUUA
This is a messenger RNA of Ostrinia furnacalis (Asian corn borer), 781 nucleotides long. Its product is annotated as acanthoscurrin-2-like. The transcript is spliced from 2 exons. Gene Ontology annotation, cellular component: egg chorion. Gene Ontology annotation, molecular function: structural constituent of egg chorion. Lineage: Eukaryota; Metazoa; Arthropoda; Insecta; Lepidoptera; Crambidae. The record is from RefSeq and is a predicted model, not a curated record. Gene Ontology annotation, biological process: multicellular organism development; chorion-containing eggshell formation. Bases 1 to 759 code for a protein of 252 amino acids.